UCAUAUGCAAUCGGGGAAGUAAUCCGAUUUCUUUGGAUUCCUGAGGGGGCUCUGUGAGCUAAUUCGCAAGAAAGCAAAUAAACAGAGUAUGAAAUCCACACUGGGAGAGAGAGCUCUCGUGCGGCAUGCCCGACUGCUGCCAGUGAACCAUGCUCCUCUGUCUGCCCAGUGCUGCGGCACCCGUUGUGGAGCACAGCCCCUUCCUCUGCCUCCCUGUCCCUACCGAUGGGCCUCCUUCCCUCCCGGCGCCGUCUCCGGGCCAGCCUGUGCUGGAACGGGUGACGUCACCGUGUUUACACGGGGCUCGUGGCACGGUUCUGCGAUCAGGAAUGUGGAGAAUGGGGCCCGCGUUGAAUCAUGCGCGGUGCUGUCAGCUCCCUUGUGCUGCCUUUGAGCUGAGGAGAGAAUUGGCUGUGCUUGUGCUGAGUUCAGGCCUUUUGAGCUCUGGGGAAAUGUGUUGAGGCUGCAUUUUCUUCAUUGCAGUCAUCGCGUUUGGCACUUUUCAGUGUGAUCUUUCUUCAGGAAGCUAUCAAAAGCUGAGCAAUCAGCAGUCUGGAGAGUUAGGCCAAGUUUGGUCUCUGUCUUGGUGCCAGUUCUCUGGGUGUCCUCUCUGCGAGCUGCCAAAUAGCCCUGUCUCUGAUCCUUCAAAGGGGACCCAGAAAAUAGCCAACAACUGGUCUCGGGGUUGUUCUUCCCAUUCUACUGACUGACUUGUGUGUUGCUGCAUCUCAUUCUGAUCCCCUUGGGAAGGGGGACGAGGAGAGGUGGGAUCACCAGGUGCUUUUGGGGACAGUCCUGUUACAGCUUUGACGGUGGCUGUGGGAGGCUUCUGCCUGAGGAGGCUGGGUUCCUCCGGGUAAAAAUGCUGCUUGACUCUUAAAAGUUCACGAAAAAUUAAAAUGCUCUUGUCAGGGUCUGGGACCAGUCUCUUCUCUUGUCUGCUCCUGGCUCUCUUGCCCCCAUCUUGGCGUUAGCAGAAGUCGUGGUGCAAAGGCAGGAAUGAGUUGCUGCCUUUGCAGGGUCCGGACUGUGUGAGCACCCCUGCCGAUUCCCCAGUCUGCCCCAGGGAGCUCUCUUCCCAGUACCCUGCCUGAUGCAGCACACUUGUUGCCUUGUUUGUUUUAUUUCAGCUCUGCUGUAACGAAGGAAGCUUGAGUGCUUGCCAGGCAGCUGGAAAUUCUUUAGCGCCACAAGGCAAACAAAUUUCUGUAGUCCCGCUGACCAUACCUGCCCUUGGCUCCUUAUGCUCACCAGAGGACGGCGCAGAGAGGUGCUGCAGGGGUGACAUUAUUGGUCUCCCCAGCUAUUCCCUUCUCCCCUUUUCCCAGCAGCCAUGUUGUUUGCUAAGUAGGAGCAGAGGAAGGGAAUGCAAUGGUGUGGCAGAGAGUGAAGAACGGAUUUUAUGAAGCAGUCGCUUGUGUGCUGUCUGCCCUGUGUUAGCCUGCUUCAUUGCAGCUACCUUCCUUGGACAGCAAAGUGACCCUUUCUACACCAGCACUGUCGGGUUGUAGCGGACAUCUCAUUGGAAGGAGCAUUGUCCUCUGGGUAUAAAUAGCCUGCCUCCUGGCAGGCUGGAGGCUUUGGGAACGUCUCUGCUGGUGUCCUGGGGAAUGCUGACCCCGUUCACCUCUAAUAGGUGGUAGAUGCAUUGCGGGGAGCCUGCGCCGCAGCUGCUAGAAGAGCAUAAAUUCGUAUUUGCUGACUUGUGCAUCUGGUUCUUGGCUAUAACUUGUACAUCAGUGCCUCUUACAUUUAGCAAAGCAGUAGCAAACAAAAUUGUUGUUGGCUGUUUGGCACCAAAGAGACAAAAGGUAAAGAGGUGUUCGUAGACUGCACUUGCACAGGAAUGCUCAAGGAGGUGUGCCAUUCCUGGCAGUUGGAGGUGCAGCUACGUCUGUCGAGCAGUAUCUGAGCGGAUGAAUUCAUUGGGCAGCGUAGCAGCACUCUGAACUAAAGCCUGAGGGAAGGAGGUAUGUAGGGAUAGAAACAGGAGCUCGGGUAUAAAUCACUGUAACAACAGGCCUGGGAAUUGCUCUUACCAGUUCUGACGUCCUGUCUUAGGAGUCUGUUCUCCUCCGGUUUUGGCCACCCUUAACCUUUGUUUUCUUAUGAGCAUACCUUGGCUCUGAAGAUAAGGGAUGGAGAGGGUGGUUCUGGGCCCUGACAUUGCCAGGGACCCACAGGGACUUUUUCACAGAAAAGACGUACAGCUGGGGUCAGCUUUGCAUGACUGGGAGAGGUGAAGGCUGCUGAGGCCCAAAUUUGUGAUGGGAUUCCAGUGUGCCCAAAUGCUUCCUUGUGCUGCAGCAUCAGGUUGUCCUUCUGUUACUUGGGAAAGGUUGGGUGCAGAACUUUGACUUGAGCCCGGAUGGGCUGGCUUUCCUGGGAAGCAGAAAAAGUUUGGAGAGGCGUGAGUGCAGCAGUGGCGUUAUCCUGUCCCGCAGAAUGCCCAGCGAGGCAUGUUGUGGAGGCAAAGGCUUCCUCUGUGCUCAUUGCCCAGGGUUGCGUGUUCUUAAACUGUACUGUUUCGGGUCCUUGGGGGCAGAUAGAAUCUGGCAGGGCUUUUGUCCUGGGGAGUUUCUGGGCUGUGCUUGGGCACCUGUUGGAGGGGCUGUGUCAGAGCGACUGGCUGCCUUGCUGUGCUUGGGAGUGACAAGGAUGAGGCUGGGAGCAAGAGGCGCUGAGUGCCAGUGUGCUGAGUCAGCAUGACUGGCCUGGAGCAGCCGUGCUCUGGACCCAGCCUGCUGCCUGCCAGGCUAUUUUUAAAAAUGUGGCUUCCGUGUAUUCUGACUCCUCCUAGUUUUUUAAUUUCUACCACCCCAAGCAAAAAAACCCAGCAUUGCCACAAAGUCUCCCUGGGAGUAGGGGUGUGGAAGGGCAGCAGUUUCUGCUCAGGGACAGAGUCUGCUGCUUGUGAGUCCAGCUCAGUCAGAACCUGAUUGACAAGGCUGUCGUGUUAUGACGACCCCCAACAAAGGAAACAAGGCCUUGAAGGUGAAGCGGGAGCCAGGUGAGAAUGGGACCAGCUUGACAGAUGAGGAGCUGGUGACCAUGUCUGUGCGGGAGCUGAACCAGCAUCUACGGGGCCUGUCGAAGGAGGAGAUCAUCCAGCUGAAGCAGCGUCGGCGCACGCUGAAGAACCGGGGCUACGCGGCCAGCUGCAGAGUCAAGCGUGUUACCCAGAAGGAGGAACUGGAGAAGCAGAAGGCAGAGCUGCAGCAGGAAGUGGAGAAGCUGGCCUCCGAGAACGCCAGCAUGAAAAUGGAACUCGAUGCUCUCCGCUCCAAAUACGAGGCUCUCCAGAACUUCGCCAGAACCGUGGCCCGGAGCCCUGUGACCCCUGCGCGGGGACCUCUCACCUCCAGUAUGGGGCCCCUCGUCCCUGGCAAGGUUGCUACUACUAGUGUCAUCACAAUAGUGAAAUCCAAAACGGACGCCCGGUCUUAGUGAAGCGAGUGUUGCCUGAGCUUGUCUGUGCAGGGCAAUUAGGCACAAAACCAGCCUGGAAUCCCCAAAGCACAAACCCUCCCCACAUGGGUCCGGGUUCCUUCUAGUUGGCCCAGGACUGGCCUGCUGAUCACUCCAGUUUUAUUUUGUUGUGUCCAGAUUGGUAUGAGCAGUGGUGAUGCGUCCCUUGUCCUGUGCAGACAGAGCCUCCCACCCAGCGGUCUGUAGCCCUCGGGCGCCCUUGGGACAGACUGCGAGAUCUUGGUUUUCUACCCAAAGAAAGUCUGUGCGGCGUGGCCGACGGCAGGGCGACGGAAGGGCUUGGGGAAGGUCCGGAGGGAGGCUUUCUUCCUGGGGGCCGGGAACCCUAAUUUUCGGUCACUUUCAAAGGCUUUAUUUCAUUACUCUUCCAGGUGGUGCAUCUCGGUGCCUGACUGCCAGGCGCCUGAACCUGCUGCUUUUGUCUCAUUUGGUACCCGUAGUUGCAGUUGGGGUGUUCUGUGUAAUAGGUUUUUAUUCCUUUCUAGGUGUCCCUCUGUGCCCUAACAGUGGGUUUCCUUCAGACGUCCGUUGCGUUAGCCGUGUAAACCAGCAGUGGUGGAAAGGAAGAUGCUGUCGUGCCCUGCUGCCUCUGCCCCAGCGAUGGGGAAGGAGCUGGGACAGGGCCCUUGCGGGGGCCCAGCACCCCAGGGGAAGGAGGGAAGGUACCGUGUUGACUGCAGGCCGGUUUUGUGCCUAAUGUGUUGCACUGAACAAGACCAAAAUCACUAGUUGUUCCCGUGUUUUGAGGGUAUCAAGUGUCUCUAGUGUGAUGGUUUACACAACCAGUUUAUGUGGUUAAAUAGCCCUUUAUUUAAAGAGAGAAACAUCGUUUUAAGAGUUAUUAAAUUAUCUAAGUUUAAAAUUAAAAUCAGACAGAAGAGAGAGCGUAUUUAUAGUCAGCUUUUUUUAUCUGAGAGGGCGAGAAUAUUUGACCAUAUGAAUGGCGAAAUAUUCUCGGAGACUUUGCUAGUUAAAAGUUAAUAAAUAAAUAAUUUUAAAGUUUCUCAUGAACCUCCCGCAAACUGUUUGUGGCUCUGAGGUUAGUUUUUAUAAAGAGUUAUCAGACUUUAUUUAUAAAACUUAGAAAAAGACAAAAAAAGAGGCAAGUCCUGUUUGAUAUCUUUUUGCAAUUGUACCAAAAGUGACUUAUUCUUGACCUUGCUGGCUUCCGUUGUGUCCCCUUGUGUUGCGCUCUCUGUGCUCUCUGAGCUCUUGCGUGGCGCUGUGGUGUGGUGGUGCCAGUGGCUGCCUUUGCCAUGUGCUGUCGUUUCAUGCUGCCGUCACUUUCCCUAAGCUCGACCGAGAGAUUGAGUUGGAAUCUCUCCGAAUUCUCCAGAAGGAUUCUGGCACACAGGCAAAGGCACUGCUGUUCUUGAAGGCAAAAAUGAAUGGCUGGUGUGACUAAGUAGUGAUGUCUGCCCAGAAAAUGCUUCUCUGCAGAGGCAUGCUGCAGGGGCACAGGUGGCUUGGGCCCCUUGCUGAGCAGCUGACACUGAGUAACUCGGUUUACCUGAAUGGGGAAAACGUUGUGCUUUCCUUCCUCCAGCAACGGUGGUAGAGAAGUAACACAAGGGAGAAUUGUCCAAGUUUAGGAGGAGACUGAUGGGAUUUAACUCUGGAAUUGGAUCCUGUGGUCAGAACUUGUGUUGCUCUUGCGGCCCACCUGACAAGAGGGGCAAGUCUGCCUGCCUUCUGGGCAGUGCCAGACCAGUGCUAGUCCUGAGUGUGUGCAUAUUAUGGAAAAUUAAGCUGUGGCACGGUUACUGUCUUUCCUAGUGCAGCUUCUGUCUGUGGGUGUUGGAAGAGUGCUUAGACUUACAGCUGUGUGACACAGCUGAGAAGCUAUUUGUGGCCAGGCUGCAUUUCCACAAACACUUUGAUCCCCCUCUCCCCUCCCCAAAGAUUUGAGCCGAUUACUGAGUUGUUUUAGAGAAGCAGGACAUGGGGGUGAAGUCCAUGUGAUCUCCUGGCUGCUGAAAGUCUCCUGAGCAGAGGGGACAGAUCAGGAGGGCACAAGUGAAACUUCAGUCUUGCGGGGAGGCGUGGUUUGCCAUACUGGGUGUUUUCUGGUGAUGUGUUUCUCAUGUAGCUGAACUGAUACUGCUGUCCUCUGGGCUGAGAAGCAGGGAAACCUGAUGAAAGCCGCAAUGUGGCAGAAGAGGAGCAGGUAGUUGGUGGGGGCUUCCUGGUGGAGGGGGAGAUCAGAUUUUCUCUGAUUGAUUGGGAGUUUAGGGAGAAGCUGUCCGGGAUGGUUUUCCCAGUGAACUUCCUGAACGAGGAGCGGGUUAGAACAUUGCGUCCAGGCUUCCCACUCCUCCCAGCCCUGGGCUUUGUCUUCUCUGAGCUGAAGUGCCCGACAUGCCCGCUUCCCAGCCAUUCACCGGAUGGGUUACGCACCGAGCAGCACUCAGCACAGAACUCUGGGCUCUAACCUUUGUCUUCCAGCUGGUGUCGUGGUGCCUGGAAGAGGUGAGGUGUUCCAAAACACAGAGACCUCCGGUUGGCCUGGGGUGUCAGUCCCAACCCUGUCCCUCCUGGCGCCAGCCUGAGAUCGAACCUGGCUAGAGUGCCAUUCUGAACCCAGCUGGAGGCCUGACCUCAGCAGGGUGAGCAGCCAAGGUUUUGUGUAUGGGGCUGGUUAGGAACUGAGCUCCAGGGGCUGGAGGCUGUGGUGUGAGGAGAGCCCCGUCAACAGAGCAGACAAUGACGGGCAAUCCUGCAGCCAUGGUGAACUCGCUUCCAUCGUACUCUGCAGCAAGGAAUGUCCGGGUCCUUCCCUGCUGGCCGGGUGGCAGCCAUGCUGUUGCCAGUAAGAGACUGUGCAGCUUUGGAGUGAGACCGUGAGUCAGGAGGACAGAGCAGGCGGCAGCGCUGACUCUGCCAGAUGUUAACGCUCUCCUUUCUCCUCCCCUGUGCUGCGCUUGCUAGCUCGCGGCCCCAGCCUGCUCCGAGUGGCCGAGUGCGUUCGAUGAGGACGGGUCCGUCCGUCCGUCGUGUAGGGGGGAGCAGGUGCAAAGCCAUGGCUGAAGGGCGCCUGUAUUUAAACGAGCUCUGCAGGUGCUGGGCUGGAUGUCGGCGGGGACGUGGUCUCCUCCCGAGUACUGCUUCCCUAUACUAGCGCGUUGGUUUUGGUUUUGUUCUCAGUGAAGCGCUGGGCCCCGAGUGACGUUAUUUCUGCAGUGUCCACGGAGUCUCCCGUCCUGCUCCGGGGGACCCGGUCCCCCGCCAGCCGGCUUCCUCUGCCCGUGCCAGGCGACCCCUGCCCCGAGCCGUCACGCUGACCUCUCUCUCGUAUAUAGCGUUCUGGAGUGUGACAGUUCUUGUUCCUGAGGUGCUCGUCCGUUUGGUUUCCUGCUGUGAAGGGUGUCGUGUUUUCUUUCUCCUUUUCCCGGUGCCGUUACCGCGGUGGUCGGGGGGGGGGGGGCUGACCCCCCCCCCGCAAAGCGAGCCCCCGGGGUGACCCCCCGCGCCGCCGCCCCCCGGGGAUUUGUGUAUCUUGUGGUGAAUUGUGUAAAGUUAACUCCCGCCCUGCUCGGCCUCGGCGGGCAUCGCCCUCCGCAGAGAGCGGGGCCGGGGCGGGCGGCUGGCCGCGGGGACCCCCUCCUGCCCGCGCCCGGCCCUCGGCCCGCCCGCCCGCCGCGGGGAGGCCCGGGCUGCUGGCGGCCGCCGCCGGGGCGGUUUCCUGGCCCGAGGGGGCUCCGGCGGGGGCCCGCCGCGCUGCGGGGCCCGGCCCGGGGCUCCGGGGGCGGGGCGUUCGGCGGUAUUUAUUGCUAAGUUAUUGCCCGGGGCGGCGGGCCGGGCGGGCGUUAUUUAUUGCUGUACAUAGUGUCCGUCCGCGGCCGCGGCCGCCGCUGUUUUGUACGUGACAAUAAACCGCUUUCAAACA
Molecule: messenger RNA, 7375 nt
Organism: Aquila chrysaetos chrysaetos
Lineage: Eukaryota; Metazoa; Chordata; Aves; Accipitriformes; Accipitridae
Gene: MAFG
Product: MAF bZIP transcription factor G
Exons: 3
Coding region: 2959-3447 (162 amino acids)
Biological process (GO): regulation of epidermal cell differentiation; regulation of transcription by RNA polymerase II
Cellular component (GO): nucleus
Molecular function (GO): DNA-binding transcription factor activity, RNA polymerase II-specific; RNA polymerase II cis-regulatory region sequence-specific DNA binding
Source: RefSeq, a predicted model, not a curated record